GGCUAUCCGUCUCUUUGUUCUUGCCUGCCCGCGGGUCUUGAGCGAGGCAUUUGGCCCCAAGCCGAAAGUUUUGGUUCCUGUUCACCAGUGGUAUUGGGAGGAUGAAUUGCGGAACAGCAACUCCAUCUCUGAGGAGGGGUGUGUGGCGCUGGAAACAAGCUUUUGUCGACUGUGUAAGGAAACACCGUUUAGGAUGCAUAUGAAGUCAUUGAGGGCAAAUUUUCAAUCGAUGAAGUUGUCAGGUGGAUUUGGAAGUGGAGAGCGUAAUAUUUCACGCAAAAUAGUUCCAUUUGUUUUUCACUUUGUGGAUGAGGCCGAUCUUCGUUUGGUUAAAUCAGCAAAAGAAGCCAUGAUGUUGUGCAACCCUACGCCGAAGUGUAGAAGAGAGUUGGGGGUAAUCAAUGCGUCAGAAGCCGCGGCAAUUUCAAAGGGCUUGGGUGAACUUUUCAUUAUAAACAGAGAUUCAGUGGUGCCGCCACUGUACAUGAGCAUUGCGGAAAUGUUUCUUGAGAGUCUAUGCAGCUUUGUUGUUUCCGUCUCUGGUCAGAUGGCGAUGCAGUUGGGAACUUCUGCGUGUGCGUCUUUACUUCAAGCCGCCAUUUGCACAGAAGAGAACCAAAGGUUGGCGGGUCUGUUGUCUAAAAUCAUCCGUCCACUGUGCGAGAUGUUGCGUGAGGCGUUGGUUUCGGGUGACAAGGCCACAAAAUCAGUUUCCCUCACAAUGAUGGUGUGGCUUUUGUGUCAUCCACAGGCGUCGGUGUGGAAUUUUAGCGAGACGGCCCUGAGGUGUGGUGUGGUGAACCAAUUGGAGAUUCUCUUAUCUGGCGGCGCGGUGGUAUCUUCCAAGAAGACGAAACCCCACAAAGGCCUGAACAAAGUGGGGCCGGAAGUAAAACAAACACGCACUGCAUAUCUGGCGGCGUCCGCGUUGGCGGUUCUCCGGGCGAUCAACAAGCAGUUGUCCAAGACACAGUCGCCACGGUCGGAGCGCAGCCUGAGCACUAUGGAUGUGAUGAUGGUGCGCAAAGCGGUGAAUGAACUCAAAAUCUGCGCAGUUACUCCCGGUUUGCACCAAGGCGUGGUGGCACGCAUAUUGGAAUUGAUGGAAAAGUCAGCGAACACCGUGACGGCGUAUGAAUUCUCCACUUUGGGCAUCGCCGACGCCGUACUGAAAUACCUGUUGGUGGAACAUUACAAGGAUUACUGCCGUGAUGCUGUCACCAUGGUAGGGACUGCAACGCCGUCCGUGGCAACCGGUAGCACCGAGGUGAAGGAGGAAUCAUUUGUUGGAGGCUUUGGGCAGGAACUUACGGAAGGAGACCUGUUGGCCUUUGCUGGCACGCGUACCGCCAAUGGACUUCAUCAGCGAUGUCAAAAGGAGCGUCUGCAGUGUUUUUUGGAAUCUGCGAUGCAGAGGCCACGUGGAGUAAAAGCGUUAAUUGAGAACUUGGUUUCUGCCCUCCCACUUCACUCCACUUUCCCGCUUGUUGAAUCGCUCUUGGGUCCCUCCCGGGCGACGUGUCGACCGCCUACCAAAGCUGUAUUGGUGGGCUCACACAUAUCACCUAUUGUCAGCCUCUGCUCUAAACCGGAUGCCGAAUCAGAUGCCGCGAAGCGAUGGGAAUUUGAGAGAAAAAACUCCAAAACGUUGAUUAAGCAAAGCAAGUCAUGUCCCGUUUCAAUGCCUAUGCAACCCGAUGCAGGUCUUUUUUCGGGGGGCGGGGUGGAAGUAGUACAUUCCAGAGACAACUGCCCACGUGGGCACCGUUUGCUUGCUAUAUCGGAAGGACAAAGUUUGGGUUUGUGCGAUAUGUGCGAGGAAGAAAUACACACGGGCUUUUGUUGUCAUCGUUGUGAGUUCUACAUAUGUAAGGACUGUUACACGGAUCCCAAAGUACAGUAUUCGAAUGCCACCUCCGGUGCGAGUCCCAGUUCAGGCGCCGCAGCUGGCGGCAUCUUGGGGUUUGUGGCGCAGUCACAGCAGCAACAGCAGCAACAGACAAGCCAGGAACGACAGCGCCAACAAUAUUCGAGACCGAUUAUUCGUGCUCAUUUAUUCUCCAGCAUUGGUGACAUAGAGCGAUAUUUCCGCACGGGUUCGUACUCUACGAGGAACACGGAUGUGGCACCCGCCCCGCAGUCCGUGUUGCAGAAUAUUGAUUAUUUUGUGGAACGUGCCAAGUCGUUUCUUGCUCGCAAGCGGUUGAACUGCAGUGAUGAGAUACUUCGUAAGGAGGUCCACCGCAUUCUGAGCUCCUUCUUGUUAAAUGGUCCCACUAUUGAUCCGGAAGCAACAGCAGAAGAUGUGACGGAUGUGCAUCCAUUGGGGCCAAAGGAGCUGCAGGAGCUGCGGCGCUUGCUACGCGACGCGAUGGAGGAGCGGUAUGUGCUGUACACCGCCCCUGGUGGUCGUUGUGCCUACCAAGAGACUCUUAUAGGGAAUUUUCUUCGGCGUGCCAUUCACGAGGGAAAUUUGGGGGUUGUGGAACAGUUAGAAACCUGCUUGCUUAGCAUCGAGGGUUAUUGUGAAAGUUCUAACGGCGUUCAAGAGAUAAAUCGUAACGAAUCUCUCCUGCUGAGACAAGAUGAAGUUGGUCUGCCGCCAUCCUGGACCGAUGUGCCGGAGAGGUCGAGCAACGCGCGGACGUACAUGUUUCAUCAUUUUGAAAAGGAUGAGGACACACGCUGCCUGUGUGGUAAGGCGUCACGAGCAGAACUUAAUUCAAUGUAUCCACCAAAACUUGUGCGCAAGCCCUCGCGACUUUCUCAAAAUCCGGAUACACUUUUGCUUAUUCUUUUACAGAAAUUGCUAAGCCCACUUAUUAAGCAGGGUGUUAUGGAUAUUGAUGCUGGCCUCUUCGUGAGUGCCCCGUUUACAACUUUGGUCGUCAAGUCAUUGGCGGCAUCAGCACUUCGUGUGGCUCUUUUACCACCGAGGCUUGCGGUUCCCAGGUGGGCAGACUUUGUCAUCACAGAGGCGAAUUUCCUUUUGCCGUUAAAUGUCCGUGAACGCGUUGCCCGCUUUUUUGCCUAUGGUGCUCGCCGUGCGCUCCAUAGCCACUUAAAAGCCUCACCCCUAAGUCGAUCUAAUCGGUCCAUCAAUGUGUACCCGGCGGAAUGGGGGCGGUGGGCAAAUCAUAAAUACCGCGUCAGUCGUGAAUCGCUGCUGCAUGAUGCGUAUACGGUCCUUCAAAAAAGCGCCGACUCGAGGCUGCCAAUAUCUAUUGAAUUUGAGGGGGAUGUUGGGGUUGGACAGGGUCCCACAGCGCACUUCUACACUUUAAUUGCUGAGGAAGUCAAAAAGGCAAAAUUACGUCUUUGGCGCACUGGGGCUCCCGCCACCAAAACCAAAGAUGGCAGUACUCACGGCGACAUGAGUAGCGGCGAUGCGAAGGUGGUUCCUCCGGCGGAAGGGUUAUACCCAUUUGUGUCUGCCAUGAAGGAUCAGUGCCGCCUAUUCCCAGUGUCUUCGUGGCAACAGCCGGGAGGGGCAACAAUGCUGACAGAUCGCUUCGCCUUUGUUGGAGACUAUGCAGAGUUUGAUCGCGAGCGUGCCCGCUGCUAUUAUCUUAUUGGAGCUGCCCUUGGCCGUGCCUUCACGGACGAACUGGUGUUUCCUCUUGACUUGAGCCCCGCGCUUUCUAUUUUUUUGAGCCGAGGCGCACCAGCUCCAUGCGUGUUUUUCUCCGGUGAUACUAUUGCCAACAAGGGAAUAGAACGGCCCAUUGAUUUCAUGGGGCUUUCUCUUGACGACGUGGAACUGAUGGAUCGGUCAGUCGCCACAAGUUUGCGGUCACUGCUCUCGCUCAGUGGCGCCACGUUGAAGUCGCUCGCCGUUCCCUUUACACUUCCGGGCCAUGACAAUUUUGAGAUGAUAACUGGAGGCUCCGAGAAGCUUCUGACGAAGGACAGUGUGGCUCAAUACAUUCGCCGGGUCAGUAGUGGGUUGCUGUAUGAGUCUGCGGUGCUUCCCAUCCAAUUCCUUAUACGCGGGUUUCGUGACAUUGUUCCCUCUGAGGCACUCGCAUCACUCGGGGAGCAGGAAAUGAUGAGCCUCUUGUGCGGGAGCAGAGCCAACGAUAAGAAGCCACUUUGGACUCUUGCCGAAAUCAAAUCCAUCCUUGUCGCCGAGCACGGCUACCAAACUGACUCCCCGCAGAUGACAAUGCUGCAGAAUAUUCUGGCGAACCGACUGACACCGGCAGAGCAACGUAGUUUUCUCCUCUUCUGCACGGGCUGUCCGCGGCUGCCGGUCGGUGGCGUGGGAGCCCUUGGGGCCAUCACGGUAGUCAAACGCUCAGACUUCACAAUGUUUCAUGGUUCGUCUGGACGAAGCAGCGGCGGCAGCAACGGCAUUGGUAGGGCGGACGGAAAGGAACAGAACCCCAAGCAACCGGGCGAGUGGAACUCUUUGCCGAAUGAGACGGACUGGCCCUUACCAUCCGUCAACACGUGCUUCCGCUACCUGAAGCUCCCGCCAUACCCCACAGAAGACCUCAUGUACAAGAAGCUGCGACUGAGCAUCAUGCAGGGAGGAGAGACAUUUCAACUGUCAUGA
Trypanosoma cruzi is the source of this 4558-nucleotide messenger RNA. RefSeq lists its product as uncharacterized. The annotation marks the transcript as partial. Gene Ontology annotation, biological process: protein polyubiquitination; proteasome-mediated ubiquitin-dependent protein catabolic process. Gene Ontology annotation, molecular function: ubiquitin protein ligase activity. NCBI's taxonomy places the organism in Eukaryota, Euglenozoa, Kinetoplastea, Trypanosomatida, Trypanosomatidae. The transcript has a single exon. The record is from RefSeq and is a predicted model, not a curated record.